Molecule: messenger RNA, 1755 nt
Organism: Neurospora tetrasperma FGSC 2508
Lineage: Eukaryota; Fungi; Ascomycota; Sordariomycetes; Sordariales; Sordariaceae
Exons: 4
Coding region: 1-1755 (584 amino acids)
Biological process (GO): chromate transport
Molecular function (GO): chromate transmembrane transporter activity
Source: RefSeq, a predicted model, not a curated record
AUGUCACCUCAACCUCCAGUACCUAUCAACUUCACUGGCCGUGCGAGAGCACUGGCAUCGCGAAGCUGGAAGGUCUUCCGAGUCAACUGGCACUUGGGCUUCACGGCUUUUGGUGGGCCACCGGUCCACUUCAGGAUAUUCAAUGACAAAUUCGUGCAAAAGACCAAAUGGAUCGAUGAGCAGGUGUACCAAGAGCUCUUCAGCGUCUCGCAGGCCCUCAGCGGACCAGGCAGCACCAAGAUGUUGUACUGUAUCAACUUGAUACAAGACGGAUUCCUUGCCGCCGUGUUCAGCUUCCUGCUGUGGAGUUUACCGGGUGCCAUCGGCAUGUACGCGCUCGCUGUCGGCGUUUCAAAGAUUGACGAAACCCUUCCGGGACCGGUGUAUGCUCUACUAUCGGGCCUUAACGCCGGUACUGUCGGCGUCAUUGCCCUUGCUGCCGUCGAACUAUCCGAAAAGGCCAUCACGGACCGGCUAACGAGGAUCCUGGUCUUCCUCGGCGCUACUGCCGGCAUGCUAUACAAUGCCCUCUGGUACUUCCCGAUCUUGAUGCUAGCAUCUGGCAUCGCGACACUUGUACAUGACUUGAGAUGGAUGCACCAACCGAUUUCGGCCAUCGUUGGUUUUGGUACGAAUCUGAAGGUCAAGCUCAUCAGGGCAUGGCCUUUUGGAAAGUGGCCCGGAUCAACUUCAGAUGCGGAUAACGAUAACAAUGCCGCGGGACAAGGGCGAAGGAACAGUGCAGAUGACGAAGAAAACAUCGAAAUGUCGAGUGUGGCAAAGGCAACAGCGACGGCGUCAAGCAGCUCCGGUACCCGACCAAGAGCCGGACAACAGUCGCAGAUGUCCGACCUUCCAGUCACCGAACAAGAAGCAUCCAUGUCGUCCUCCACAGCCGAAAGCGAGCCACGCAUCAUUCCAAGUGAGUUUCGACUCGACUUUUCCUGGAAAAUUGGAACGGCAAUCGUCGCUUGCUUCUUCGCCACCUUUGUUGCCGUCAUGGUCACUCGCGGCGUCUUCCCGAAUCCGCCUGGACUUCCCCUCCUGUACCACUUGUUCGUCAACAUGUAUCUUGCCGGAACAAUCAUCUUUGGCGGCGGCCCUGUCGUUAUUCCUCUGUUGCGGGAAUACGUUGUUGCCGAGGGCUGGGUGAAUCCCCGCGACUUUCUCAUCGGACUUGCUCUGAUCCAGGCCUUCCCAGGGCCCAACUUCAACUUUGCCGUGUUCCUGGGGGCCUUGACCGCCAUCGGCAGCGGUAAUAACCCGGUAGCAGGUGCGGUCCUCGCCUGGGUGGGCAUUUUCAGCCCGGGUUUGAUCUUGGUCCAUGGUACAAUGGGGAUUUGGAGUGCGGUGAGGAGCAAAAGAUGGGUAAAGGCUGUGCUCAGGGGCGUGAAUGCUAGCGCAGUCGGGCUGAUCUAUACCGCUGUUUACCGGAUUUGGUGUGUUGGUUACAUCGAUGAGGGCUUUCAGUAUGGUAAGAGCUUGGGCGCUGACCCGUGGUGGGUCGUGGUAACGGCGACGAGCUACGUCGGUGGGCGCUGGUUCAACCUCAAGGCACCUGUAGCAAUUAUUCUUGGUGCAAUCAUGGGGUUGAUCAGGUACGGCGUUGUCCUCAAGCCUGCAACAGCGAGCAAUACAGCCGGGGAUAAUCGUGAUGAUCGGAGGGGCGCCGACGCGACACAAAACUCUAGAAAUCUCCAACAGUCUCUUGCUAGGUCAUCAGUCACUGGUGCUUUCGAUGGCUUUGCGAGUUAG